Messenger RNA from Dichomitus squalens LYAD-421 SS1, 866 nucleotides. RefSeq lists its product as uncharacterized. Bases 1 to 747 code for a protein of 248 amino acids. The transcript is spliced from 4 exons. The record is from RefSeq and is a predicted model, not a curated record. NCBI's taxonomy places the organism in Eukaryota, Fungi, Basidiomycota, Agaricomycetes, Polyporales, Polyporaceae.
AUGCUACUGAAGGUGACUUCAGCGAAUAUUCAUGAAACGGCACUAGUCGACUGCGCCACCGGCGCGAUUCUAUAUCGCACCUGCACCUCCCUCUCCGAGCCUCCUGGUCUCCCUGGUCCUUCUCGAUCUAGAACGAGCUUAGCUAGCACGUUUUCCCCUGCGAACUCCAAUCACUCAUACGAGAAGCUGCCAGCAUGCGAGCAGAACACGACGGCAGUGCUCGACUGCGAUGGGGAGAUCGUCGCCGAGAUCGUAUGGGAGGGCAAGAACGCCACGAUCAUCCGGAUACAGGACGAAGAGUUGCAAGGGACAACCGAACUGUUCGACGCUGCCUUUGCUCGCGUCCUCCCCGACGAGACCAUUCUUCCAACACGUAUGGAAUACACAUGGAGGAUCACGGCCGAGAGUUUGACGCUCCUGGAUGACGAUGAUGAGGUCGUAGGGCGGCUUCAUUCGGAUUGUUCCUUCAUCAAGGGGCGCCCCAUACCGGCCCUGCAACCCGGGAAAGGCUCGGACUUUAUCGAGCUCGAGAAGCUGCCCUCGGACGAGUUACUGGAGGUCAUUGUGACGUACCUGCUCGUCAGCACCUUACGAGAACGCCUGUACUCGAUCUCAAAGUACGCGUACGGCCCGCCGCCGGAGCGGAAAAGGCCAUUGGCCAACCUCCGCUUACAUGCAAGCCGCAGCUUUGCGAAUCUACGCGAUAGCAUGCGACGUACCAAGGCAUCGACCACCUCGCAGCUAUAGACGAUCCACUCCGCUUCCGCAUCUGUAUACAGCAUACACCGGCACGCGUUGUUCUCGCCGAAAAUUCACGCCAUUCCUCUCGAUCACAUCCUUAUCCACAUCUCAUCUUCGUUUUCUUC